Messenger RNA from Morchella sextelata, 1470 nucleotides. RefSeq lists its product as uncharacterized. The coding region runs from base 1 to 1470 and encodes 489 amino acids. Lineage: Eukaryota; Fungi; Ascomycota; Pezizomycetes; Pezizales; Morchellaceae. The transcript is spliced from 12 exons. The record is from RefSeq and is a predicted model, not a curated record.
AUGGGGAACCCGGAUGCGCGCAAAGAGCUCUUUGAGAAGAUUUCCACUCUUUCCCGUAUUCUUGUCGAUCUUGACAGUGUGGAUACUGAAAGUGAAGCCGCCAGAGAAGGUGUUCGUGCAGCCCGGGAUGCACUGCUUUCUAUGAUGGCCUCUCCGAAGGCCCUGAUGAACACGACCUCUGCGGAGGAGACAACCCCACCUCCCCCGGUUGUUGUCCUCGAUGGGACUGUCGCAGGUAGUCAGGAGAACCAGGCUACAAUAUUGGAUGUUUCCACUGAAGAUGAGCCAGUACAUCCAGCCCUACGAGGUCUGAGCUGGUCAUUCCUCGACCCAAUCCAAGGUGAGCCUGCACCCACUUCCGAACCCGACGAAGGGCUUGAGAUUUUACUGGGUUAUCUCGACGAGAAACAUCCCGAUACAGACGAUCCCGACAGUGUGUCUUUGUUCUCUAUCGGAGACCGAUCCCACUGUACACUGGGAAUGGGACCAUCUGGAGCUCAAGAUCACCAGCCCACUAUAUCGAUUGAGCACGUCUCUAAUAUGGUUCCAGCCGUCGAGCCUAUUUCUCCUUCUCCUCCGCCUGCCUUUGAACAAGGCGUUGAUCAAGGUCUAGGAGGUGAUUCGAGUGCCGAGGCAUUUGAAGCAGCCAAUCUUUCCUUCAAUCUCCUUAACAAUUCCGGCGGCGAUGCCGCUGAGGGCUUCGGCAGCCUUAAUAACGACUGGAUAAACACUGCCCUCGAUCUCCCUUUCGAUCCCGAUAAUACUGAACAUUUGGGGCUGUACGGAUGUGUCAAUCUUGAGCUUACUCAAAGUGAGAUUGAAGCCAUCCUGGAUGAGGCUAUCGCAUAUUCUAAUCAUGCUCUUGGUCCCCUUCCUGGCAGUGCUUCCGCACCUGCUAGUGAGCCUUUUGUUCCCGGAUUGGUGCAGACUCAUUCACCCAACAGUUUCACAAUCCACAAUGGCUUCGACGACGACGAGAUGAUUAACAGGAACAACCUCGUUGUCGGCCCUGGGCUCACCGGUAACACCCCUGGAUUUAGUUACAAUACCGUCCGGAAUGCUCCGGGAUCGAUUCCCAAUUUUCAGACUCCCGGCAACACGGCUCAUGAUCCUAUUGUUCUCGAUCUCGAUGAUCAUCAGCCAGUCAACAACCGUCUUCAAGCCUCUCCCGCUAAUCGUCGCGGCAGACCAUAUGCCAACUCAAUGAGCAUCAACGGCCGCUCAAUCACAUUACCCCGCGGCCGCAGUCACGCCAUCAGCCCCACCACCGCCAGCCGCACCCACUCCUGGACCGCCCAACGUCCACCCUAUUCAGCCCCCAGGAUUCCGUCUACCAUCUUGCCGCAGUAUGUCGCCACCACCACAAGAGACUAUUCGUUGGAGGGGCGGCUCGCAGCGAGAAUGCGCAGAAGGCAGAUGGAAAUGCACAUUGAGAGGAUUGAUGAGGAGAACAGGAGUCGGCAGGGCUAG